AUGCGCGUGCUUCCUGUGACAGCAUCGGCACUUGCAGUGCUUCCUCUUCUGGCCCAGGCCAAUGUUUCCGGAGAUGUUCAGAGCCUGAUGCAACAAUGCACGGGACUUGACUUUGGCUCGUGGAACGAACAAAGCCUGCGCAGCUACCUCCUCGACCGCGGCAUCGUAUCGCCAUCGUCGACUCAUGAAAAGUUGGUGCAACUCGCCAAGUCGGACUGCUCGAUGCUGGCUGACCAGGUGCAGGCUGCGACCGACGCGGCCAAGACGGCAGCCGCUGACAGCAUGAGCUCGGCUAUGAGUCUUGCCAGCUCUAUCCACUCGGCGGCGCCUACGCAGGUGUCCAGUGUUCACAGCAAGCUGGCUCGCUCUGCCUCGACGGUGUCGAGCGAGGCGUCCUCCACGGUGUCAAGUCUGGCCGCCACCGCCUCUAAGACGGCGUCACAGGCGGUGCACGACGUGUCUGCCUACUUGGACGACACCAAGGACUAUGUAUACAGCGAGUGGAACACGAAGCAGCUCAAGGACUGGCUCAAGAAGCACGGUGUGCAGCUGCCCACCGAGGCGCCUUCCAAGGAACAGCUCCUCGAGCUGAUCCGCGAACCAUACAACAAGCUCACGUACAGCAAACCGUACGAGCGUCUCUCGACAGAAUACCUGCGUCAAUGGCUCGUGGAGCACGGCUUCCUCGAUUCACAGGCGAAAAAGACCCGCCGCGAGUACCUGGAUCUCGCAAAGGACUACUACUACUACGUGCAGGACUCGGUCUACGAUACGUGGCAGGACGCAGACCUGAAAGGCUGGCUCGUCUCGCACGGCUUCCUCCGGUCGGAUGCGACCAAGACGCGCGAUGAGCUGUACGCGCUCGUUAAGGACAAGUACAACACCGUCUCCGACUCCCUGUGGGCGGGCUGGCGCGACAGCGACAUGCGCCAGUACCUGGAGCGCGAGGGCGUGCGACUGGACGCAGCGGCAUCGCGCACCGACCUGGUUGCGCUGAUGCAGGAGCAUGCAUCGGCACUCUCGUCGACGGCAAGCAAGUACAUCUCGUGGUCGGACGCCAAGUUGCGUGGCUUCCUGAAAGACCACGGUGUGCGUCUGGAGGACCUGCCGAAGGACCGCAAUGAGUUGCUGCGCAUGAUGCGUGCCUACUACGUGCCUACGUGGUCGAGCGACUGGCACGAGCGCGCCGUGCACUUCUUGCAUCGCCUCCAAAGCGGCGUGCGUGAUGUGUUUGGUAAUUCGGCGGAGCAGGUGUACCGCCUGAACGCGGACCGCAUCGGCUCGUAUGUGGCAUCGGCUAGCGCUAGCGUGAGCUCGAUGGUCCACAACGAGCUCUAA
This is a messenger RNA of Malassezia sympodialis ATCC 42132, 1338 nucleotides long. RefSeq lists its product as uncharacterized. Bases 1 to 1338 code for a protein of 445 amino acids. The transcript has 2 exons. The record is from RefSeq and is a predicted model, not a curated record. Lineage: Eukaryota; Fungi; Basidiomycota; Malasseziomycetes; Malasseziales; Malasseziaceae.